AUGAGCGGGUCCUUGGGCCGAGCGGCGGCGUCUCUUCUCCGCUGGCCUCGCGGUGCGGGCAGCGGCGGCCUGUGGGCCCUGGUCGCGCGGGCGGCGGGCUCGGGCGGCGGCGGCGGCCGAUCGGCGGAUCAGCUGGAUGCACUGGUGAAGAAGGACAAGGUGGUGGUGUUCCUUAAGGGGACCCCGGAGCAACCUCAGUGCGGCUUCAGCAACGCCGUGGUGCAGAUCCUGCGGCUGCAUGGCGUCCAGGACUACGCGGCCUACAACGUGCUGGACGACCCCGAGCUGCGGCAAGGCAUCAAGGACUACUCCAACUGGCCCACCAUCCCCCAGGUGUUCCUCAACGGCGAGUUCGUGGGCGGCUGUGACAUCCUCCUGCAGAUGCACCAGAACGGGGACCUGGUGGAGGAGCUGAAGAAGCUGGGCAUCCGCUCCAUGAUGCUCGAUGAGAAGCAGGGCCAGGACUCCAAGUGA
Messenger RNA from Elephantulus edwardii (Cape elephant shrew), 474 nucleotides. RefSeq names its product glutaredoxin 5 (gene GLRX5). The coding region runs from base 1 to 474 and encodes 157 amino acids. Lineage: Eukaryota; Metazoa; Chordata; Mammalia; Macroscelidea; Macroscelididae. The transcript is spliced from 2 exons. The record is from RefSeq and is a predicted model, not a curated record.